This is a messenger RNA of Orcinus orca (killer whale), 5277 nucleotides long. RefSeq names its product inositol hexakisphosphate kinase 2 (gene IP6K2). Gene Ontology annotation, cellular component: cytoplasm; nucleus. The record is from RefSeq and is a predicted model, not a curated record. The coding region runs from base 3714 to 5006 and encodes 430 amino acids. NCBI's taxonomy places the organism in Eukaryota, Metazoa, Chordata, Mammalia, Artiodactyla, Delphinidae. Gene Ontology annotation, biological process: inositol phosphate biosynthetic process; phosphatidylinositol phosphate biosynthetic process. Gene Ontology annotation, molecular function: inositol hexakisphosphate kinase activity. The transcript is spliced from 6 exons.
GGGGAGCGAUAAACUGGGAGAUUGGGAUUGACAUAUAUAUACUUCUAUAUAUAAAAUAGAUAAAUAAUAAAGACCUACUGUAUAGCACAGGGAACUGUACUCAAUACUCUGUAAUGGUCUAUAUGGGAAAAGAAUCUAAAAAAAGAGUGGAUAUAUGUAUAUGUAUAACUGAUUCACUUUGCUGUACACCUGAAACUAACACAACAUUGUAAAUCAACUAUACUCCAAUAAAAAUUUUUUUAAAAAAAGGGCUUCCCUGGUGGCGCAGUGGUUGAGAGUCCGUCUGCCAAUGCAGGGGACACGGGUUUGUGCCCUGGUCUGGGAAGAUCGCACAUGCCGCGGAGCGGCUGGGCCCGUGAGCCAUGGCCGCUGAGCCUGUGCGUCCAGAGCCUGUGCUCCGCAACGUGAGAGGCCACAACAGUGAGAGGCCCGCGUACUGCAAAAAAAAAAUUAAAAAAAACCCCAAUAAUGUAAGAAAGUAAAUGUUUGGAUUGAAAAAAGAAAACACAAAAAGUUACACAUUUCAAAAAUCAAUAGUACAGUAUUUUUUCCCUACAUUUCUGAGCAGCAUAUUGACUGCCUCAUUCUAUGACAGCAGUGUCAUAAUUUUUCUAUAAAAAAGUCACAUAGGGACUUCCCUGGCGGUCCAAUGGUUAGGACUCUGCGCUUCCAUUGCAAGGGACACAGGUUCGAUCCCUGGUCAGGGAACUAAUAUCCCGCAUGCCACACAUCGCAGCCAAAAAUUUUUUAAAUAAAGUAAAUAAUAAAAAGAUCACAUAGUCACUACUCUAGGGUGGUUAAUUGUCAUCUGCUUUCCAUAAAUUUAUUUCAUUUGUUAGCUGUCAUUUAAAUUUAUUGUAGGAUAACACCUGUUACAGUUUUUUAAAUUUAUUUUUUUUUAAAUAUUUAUUUAUUUAUUUGUCUGUAUCAGGUCUUAAUUGCGGCAUGCGGGAUCUUAGUUACCCAACCAAGGAUUGAACCCCUAUACCCUGCAUUGGAAGGCAGAUUCUUUUUUUUUUUUUUUUUUAAAUUAAUUAAUUAAUUUGGCUGCGUUGGGUCUUCAUUGCUGCGUGGGCUUUCUUGUUGUGGCGAGCAGGGGCUACUCUUCAUUGUGGUGCGUGGGCUUCUCAUUCUCUUGUUGUGGAGCACAGGCUCUAGGCACACGGGCUCAGUAGUUGUGGCUCCUGGGCUCUAGAAUGCAGGCUCAGUAGUUGUGGCGCACGGGUUUCGUUGCUCUGCGGCAUGUGGGAUCUUCCCAGACCAGGGCUCAAACCUAUAUCCCCUGCACUGACAGGCGGAUUCUUAACCACUGUACCACCAGGGAAGUCUUGGAAGGCGGAUUCUUAAAUCACUGGACCACCAGGGAAGUCCCAUCUGCUUUCUGUUAUUGACAACUUAGAACAGUUUCUUUCAGCCUCACAAUUCAUCAUAUGUCAUGUAAAUUUUUAGGAUUGUCAUCAAAUUUGGGAAACGUGUCAAAUUUUUUUCAUAUAUCAGCUGUGAGACUUCAAGACAUUCAACAUUUUUUUAUACAGUGACUCCAGGGCCUUGGGAGGGGGUGGGCAGCCAUGACCCCUGUGAGUAGCUGGUAUUUUUGUUUUUAGGGUUUUUUGGUGCAUAGUAAAAUGAACAUAACAUAAAAUUUACCAUUUUAACCACUUCUGAGUGUACCAUUUAGUGGCAAAGCUGGAACUUCUUGCUAGUCUUUUCCUCUGUAAGUCUUAUGACAUAGUUCAGCUAAUAUCAUAGAUUAUACAAUUUUGUAUCUUCCUUUUUUUUUUUUGGCUGCCCCACAUGGCUUGUGGGAUCUUAGUUCCCUGACCAGGGAUCCAACCUGGGCCCCGGCAGUAAAAGCAUGGAGUCCUAACCACUGACCACUAGGGAAUUCCCUGUGUCUUGCUCCUUUUAAUUGAAGAGCAUAUCAGAUUGUUUUAAAAAUAUAAAAGUGAUAAACAAUGUUUUAUAGUAUCCUAAUAGUCCAUCAUACACUUUCGUAUUGCUGGAUGUGGAGGUGAGUGCGUUCACGUUGGGGUAAAAGAGAUGUCCUGCCAGGACCUGAUUUUUAUGGAGCAGUGGUGGGAGUUUUCCUGGGGUUGGUGGUAGUUUGAUGCCAUAUACCCAUGACCCAAAUGGGUCAGUCUGGUCAGCCACCUUCCUUGGUGCCUCCCUCAAGGCAAACAUUAACAGCUUUCUUCUCUUCCUUCCUGGCUUUAUUUUGCUAAAUCUCCUUUUGGUUUAUUCAUUUUGUCACCAGGGAUUGUGCCUUAUCUGCUGCCCAGCUUUUCUAGAAGUCCAGAUCAUGGAGGGGAUAAUUUUUCUCCUGCACUGUCUUGCAGAGACACCUUGUUUGAAGCUGGAUGGCAGACCCACCAGCAUUGCUGAAAAGGCCUUCAGCAAAUACUCAGCACCAACCCCAUGGCCUUUCUUUGCUUUGCCUGCAAAAGAUGGGGAUAAUUAUCUUUCAGUGAUAACUUAGCAACCUGAAAGCCUUGGGUGUUUGGGAUGUCAACUCAAUACUAACACAGAAUUUCUGAAUUCUAACUAGUAUAUUUGUUUUAAACUAAGAUAGGAUUUUAAUCUUCUCGUAUCCACAUUUUAAAAGUUUAUUCUUCAGUGACCAUUCUUCUGCCUGAUUUUCUACAAGAGAGAAUUUUCCAAGAGGUUGGUUGUCAUUAGAUUAAGAGUUUAGGCUUUGUUUACAUGAAAUGUUUCCACACCAGCAGGACCCAGAUGAGUAUUCAGGUGCAGGGUCCUUCAUUUAUACUCCCCAGUUAGUGCAGAGUUAAUAAGGUGGGAGAUUAUAAAUGCAAAAUUAAUACCCAGCUGAUGCUCAGAAUGCAUUUUGUAAAGUGUGUGGUGUGCCGCUUUUUAAUGAUUGUACUCCCUGUGCAGUUGGUGUGGGUUUGGAUAAUUGCAGUGGGUGGCUUUUGAGUUCUCUGUUGAUCUGUGUGCAGCAGGUAUUCAUGACGCAGUAGUGAUUUGAGGCACAUCCUGUGGAGUGCUUACUCGGUGCUGGUGCUCUUCUGGGCUCUGGAGAUUCAGCAGUAAACAGAGCAGUCAAAAAUGUCUGACCGGGGGCUUCCCUGGUGGCGCAGUGGUUGAGAGUCCGCCUGCCGAUGCAGGGGACAUGGGUUCGUGCCCUGGUCCGGGAAGAUCCCACGUGCCGCGGAGUGGCUGGGCCCGUGAGCCAUGGCCGCUGAGCCUGUGUGUCCAGAGCCUGUGCUCCGCAGCGGGAGGGGCUGCAGCGGUGAGAGGCCCGUGUACCGCAAACAAACAACAACAACAAAAAAUGUCUGACCUUAUGGACUUUUUUUUCUGGUGGGGCAGGGUGGAGGAGACAGAAAAUAAACAGGACAAAUAAAACAUAUACUAUGUUAGGUGGUGAUAAGUGCUGAAGAGAAAAUAAAGCAUGGUUGUGUAAGGAAUGUGGAUGGGGAGAUAUGGCACUUUUAGAUGGGGUGGCUAAAGAAGACUUCAUUAAAGGUGAUAUUUGCAUACAGAGCUGAAGGAGGUACAAGAGUGAGCCAGGGAGAUAUCUGGGGAAAAGUGCACCAAGCAGAGGGAAUGGCAAGGACAGAGACCCUAAGAGCGUCCUGGCCCACACAGCCGAGGAGCUGAGGCCAGACAGACGGACGCACGGACAGACGACAGAGGACGCGCUGGCCGCUGCACCCCGCUGCCUCCCCCUUCUCCCUGCUGCCUGCACCUGGAGGAUGAGCCCAGCCUUCAGGGCUAUGGACGUGGAGCCCCGCGCCAAGGGCAUCCUGCUGGAGCCCUUUGUCCACCAGGUCGGGGGGCACUCGUGCGUGCUCCGCUUCAACGAGACGACCCUGUGCAAGCCUCUGGUCCCGAGGGAGCACCAGUUCUACGAGACCCUCCCUGCGGAGAUGCGCAAAUUCACUCCCCAGUACAAAGGUGUGGUAUCUGUGCGCUUUGAAGAAGAUGAAGACAGGAACUUGUGUUUAAUAGCAUAUCCAUUAAAAGGGGACCACGGAACUAUGGACAGUGUAGAUAACUCAGACUGUGAACCAAAAAGUAAGCUGCUAAGGUGGACAAACAAAAAACAUCACGUCCUAGAAACAGAAAAGAUCCCUAAGGACUGGGUGCGCCAGCACCGGAAGGAGGAGAAGAUGAAGAGCCAUAAGUUAGAGGAAGAAUUUGAGUGGCUGAAGAAAUCUGAAGUCUUGUACUACAGUGUAGAGAAAAAGGGGAAUGUCAGUUCCCAGCUGAAACACUACAACCCUUGGAGCAUGAAGUGUCACCAGCAACAGUUACAGAGAAUGAAGGAGAAUGCAAAACAUCGGAACCAGUACAAAUUUAUCUUACUGGAGAACCUGACUUCCCGUUAUGAGGUGCCUUGUGUCCUGGACCUCAAGAUGGGUACGCGCCAGCAUGGUGACGAUGCUUCAGAGGAGAAGGCAGCCAACCAGAUCCGCAAAUGCCAGCAGAGCACGUCUGCAGUCAUUGGUGUGCGCGUGUGUGGCAUGCAGGUGAGAGGAGUGCAGGUAUACCAGGCAGGCAGUGGGCAGCUCAUGUUCAUGAACAAGUACCACGGCCGGAAGCUGUCCGUGCAGGGCUUCAAGGAGGCACUUUUCCAGUUUUUCCACAACGGGCGGUACCUGCGCCGCGAGCUCCUGGGCCCUGUGCUUAGGAAGCUGACUGAACUCAAGUCCGUGUUGGAGCGACAAGAAUCCUACCGCUUCUACUCAAGCUCCCUGCUGGUCAUUUAUGAUGGCAAGGAGCGGCCUGAAGUGGCCCUGGACUCAGAUGCUGAGGACUUGGAGGACCUGUCAGAGGAGUCAGCCGACGAGUCGGCUGGUGCCUAUGCCUACAAGCCCAUCGGCACCAGCUCGGUGGACGUGCGCAUGAUCGAUUUCGCACACACCACUUGCAGGCUGUAUGGUGAGGACAGUGUGGUACACGAGGGCCAGGAUGCUGGCUAUAUCUUUGGGCUCCAGAGCCUGAUAGACAUUGUUACAGAGAUAAGUGAGGAAAGUGGGGAGUGAGCUUGCUGGCUGCAGCAGUACCUGAGAGACUCUCUGUGUCCCAGGCACAGCUGUGCUGCGUCGGGGAGGAGGCCAGUAUGGCCAGGCGGUGGCCCCUGCAGCCUGGAGCUGAUGCGCAGAGGCCUCUAUGAGUCCCAGCCUGAGCCAGCCCCAACCGCUGUCGGAGUCUUUAUUUAUUUUAACUCUCUUCAACAUUCCACAUUUGAUGAUGCAGAUACCUCUUUCUUCCCUGAGUGUAAAUGUUCUAAUACAAAUCUUUUUGUUAAUUGUA